Messenger RNA from Pygocentrus nattereri (red-bellied piranha), 1392 nucleotides. RefSeq names its product E3 ubiquitin-protein ligase TRIM39. The coding region runs from base 64 to 1392 and encodes 442 amino acids. The record is from RefSeq and is a predicted model, not a curated record. Lineage: Eukaryota; Metazoa; Chordata; Actinopteri; Characiformes; Serrasalmidae. Gene Ontology annotation, molecular function: protein binding. The transcript is spliced from 11 exons.
CUGAUCACCUCAACAUAUAAUCACAAACCUGCUACGCUGGGUAAACGGACAAAACCACAAAAGAUGAAGGGCAUUCUUAAAAAUAAAACCCUGAAGAUGAACCCUCUGACCAACGUUGAAGUGCAGAGCCACUCAAUAGGAGCGGUGCGGUGGACACUUCCAGAGGAAUCGGUGCAGGCUCACAGCUCAGCUCCCAGUGGCCAGUUCAAAAGCAGCAUCACAACCUCCACAUGCUCACAGCAAAGACAGCGGCAGCAGACCUUGAAAGACCUCCGCAGUCUGCAGGAGUGUGUUCAGUUCCUCAACCACUGGAAACUACAGGUGGCACAAGUGUGUAAGAAGGGUGAUGAUGCUGGUGAGGGAUGCAGCAAGUGGGCCUGCGAAGCAUCUGAGGAGCCUGAAGACCCCCGAACUGAGCGCAGUCUGGAGGAGAGCCGCAAACUCAUUCUGCAGUGGGCCGACGAACUCAACAGCGUCGACGUGAGUAAAUGGAGACAGGAGAAGUUUGAGCAUGGAGAGGCUGAUGAGCAGCAGAAGAAGGAUCAGAGUGAGCUGCUGCAGGACAGGGUCAUGGAGUGGGCCAGAGAGCUGCAGAGUGUGUCAGAGAGCUGUGGAGUGCUAGGAGACGAGCUGGCGCAGACGCUUCGUCUCCUCGGCCUGAGAAAGAAGAGGCUGGUGACUCUGAUGCCCCUGCUGGAGUUCAUCACCUGGUCUUUACUGAAGGAAGACAGCAAGGAUAUGGUCUCUCAGCUGUGGCUUUCUGCUAAGCAGCGCUCCUGGAAAGCAGGCACACAGCGAUACAUCCCCAACUCAGUAUGGAAAUGGGUCACCAGUGCAGCAGUUGACAUUACUCUUGACCCCAUAACCAACCACAAAUGGCUGCAGCUCUCUGAAGACCAGAAGAAGGUCCAGGAAAGCCUGCAGGAGACUGACCUGCCAUUCAGCCCUCAGCGCUUUGAUGGCUGGCCGUGUGUCCUGGGCUGGGAGGGAUACAUGGGUGGGCGCCACUACUGGGAGGUAGAUAUAGCAAACAAUGGCUACUGGAGAGUGGGGGUCACCACUGCAUCUGCCAAGAGGCAAGGACGCAUUCCCAUGAAGCCCUCCAAAGGCUACUGGACCCUGUGGAGGAGCACUCGGCAUUUCUAUGCCUGCACUGAACCAGAGAUCCCCCUGCCGCUCACGCUAGUGCCCAAGAAGCUGGGGAUUUACCUCGACUAUGAUGAGGGCCAGAUUUCCUUCUACAACGUAGAGAAUAAAUCUCACAUCUACACCUUCACCGGCCACUUCCGUGAAAAGCUGUACCCUCUUUUCGCCCCUCUGGAUGGAAGGACUGUCAUGACUGUAUCAACUCCUGAAGAUGCUAGUAGUUUGAAAAGGUGUAAACCAGUUUAA